Messenger RNA from Colletotrichum truncatum, 390 nucleotides. The record is from RefSeq and is a predicted model, not a curated record. Lineage: Eukaryota; Fungi; Ascomycota; Sordariomycetes; Glomerellales; Glomerellaceae.
AUGUCCCUUGCUGCGUAUCGACACCUCUUGCGCGCCGCGAGAAUCGCUUUCAAAGGUCUAAUGAAAACAUUCCAGACACUUUCCUGGGCCCUUGCUGACGAUGGGAUUCAUGUAGGCGAUGAAAGGGUUCUCACAGCCGCGCAGCAGCAGAUCCGUCAAGGUUUCCGCGAUCACGCCACCGUCGCCCCUACAGAUCCUUCCGUAGGGCCGGCCAUUCAGAAGGCUGAAGAUAUCGCAAAGAUCCUUAGAGAAAACAUUGUUCAGGGCAAACAAGAUGAUGCUCAAGUCUACAAGCUACGCAUUCAUAAAGACACAGAACGGGGAGACAACGAUUCGGUUAAGUUUGCAGGCGGCAACAAGGGAACUACAGGCGGUUGUGGUUGUAGUUGA